AUGGACUUUAAGAAGACUGAAGAUUGGGUUAACCACAAAUGGGAUCAUGAUAUUCAACCUGUAUUGGAAGAAUAUAUUAGAAUCCCCAAUUAAUCUCACGGUUUCGAUCCUAAGUGGAACGAAAAUGGUUUACUUGAAAAGGCUGCUAAUCUCUUAUUAGAAUGGGCUAAGAAAUAGGAAAUUAAGGGUGCCAAGUAUGAACUUAUUAAGGAUGAAGAUAAAUCUCCUUUGAUUUACAUUGAAGUUGACGGUACCACUGAUGACACUCAAACCGUUCUUUUCUAUGGUCACUACGAUAAGUAGCCUCCUUUCACUGGCUGGCUUGAAGGAUUGGCUUUCGAUAAGCCCGUUGUUCGUGGAGAAAAACUCUAUGGUAGAGGUGGUGCUGAUGAUGGUUAUAGCAUUUUUGGUUCUUUAGCUGCUAUUAAGAUUUGUUAAGAAUAAGGUUUACCUCAUCCUAGAUGCAUUGUUUUAAUCGAAGGUGAUGAAGAAUCAGGUUCUGCUCAUUUGGGUCCCUACUUAGAUAAGCUCAGAGAUAGAAUCAGAGAACCUGCUGUUGUUUUCUGCUUGGACUCUGGUUGCCUCAACUAUGAAUAGUUGUGGAUGACUACCUCCCUUAGAGGUUGUUUGACUGCUAAUGUCAAGGUUAAGGUUUUAAAUGAAGGUGUCCACAGUGGUGAUGCUUCUGGUAUUGUUCCUAGCAGCUUUAGAGUCCUUAGACAAUUGCUCACCAGAGUAGAAAAUGCCGAAACUGGUGAAUUGGCUGACGACUUCUAAGUUAUCAUUCCUGCUGAUAGAUAUGCUGAAGCAUUGAAGGUUUCUCAAUAAAUGGGAGAACCUCUCCUCCAAAGAUUCCCAUUAGCUAACGGUGUUUAAACUGUUACUAAGAAUGUUUUCAAUGGAUACAUUAACAAUACAUGGAAGGCUACUUUAUGUGUUGUUGGUGCUGACGGAUUACCAGCUACUUCUAGUGCAGGUAAUGUCUUGAGACCUGAAACUACUGUUAAGAUUUCAAUAAGAUUACCCCCCACUUUAGAUAUUGAAACUGCUAAGGUUGCUCUUAAAAAGCUCUUAACUGAAAACGUUCCUUAUGGAGCUGAAAUCACCCUUGAAAAUAUGGUUGGUAUGCCCGGAUGGAAUUGUCCACACACUGAAUAGUACUUACUUGACAGUAUCUAAAAGGCUAGUAACACUUUCUACAAAAAGGAAGCUUUGUCAUAAGGUAUGGGAGGUACCAUUCCUCUUAUGGGAACCUUGUCUAGACUUUUCCCUAAAUCUCAAUUUAUCAUUACUGGUGUUUUAGGUCCUGGUUCUAAUGCCCAUGGUCCCAACGAAUUUUUACACAUUCCUUUCACUAAGAAGUUAAUUUGCUGCAUGGCCUCAGUUCUUGCUGAUACCUACACUCACUUAAAGAAAAAUUGA
Molecule: messenger RNA, 1422 nt
Organism: Tetrahymena thermophila SB210
Lineage: Eukaryota; Ciliophora; Oligohymenophorea; Hymenostomatida; Tetrahymenidae
Product: M20/M25/M40 family peptidase
Exons: 5
Biological process (GO): proteolysis
Molecular function (GO): peptidase activity
Source: RefSeq, a predicted model, not a curated record